Didymodactylos carnosus is the source of this 774-nucleotide messenger RNA. The record is from the annotation of a GenBank genome assembly. NCBI's taxonomy places the organism in Eukaryota, Metazoa, Rotifera, Eurotatoria, Philodinida, Philodinidae.
AUGGAAUCGUUAUUCAAUAGUGAUGAAUCUGUUAAUAUAAAUUAUUUAAAUCCAAUUGAAGGAAUUCAAUUUGAUGGAACAACCUUUGCUCUUUAUGAUCCAAAUUUUAAAAUUGAGAAUAAUUUAAAUAUAGCUUUUCAAUUGCAAACAUUUGCACAAGAUGGUCUGAUCAUGUGGCUUGGUGAUCCUUUUCCAGAAAAUAGUUUUACCAUUGAGAUUCAGAAUAAACAGCUUAUUGCUCGUGUUGUGAUUAAUGGGCAACCAUUUAGUGUUCGUACUGAAUUUGUCAAAAAUCGUCUUUGUGAUGGUUUAUGGCAUUUUAUAACUAUUCGUUUAGAUGGUAAUCUUUUGACGAUGAAAGUUGAUAAAAGAAAUUUUAUGAAAACUGAACCACGUGUAAAUGAUAUUCAAAUGAGAGGACCAUUAUUUAUUGCCGGUUACUCUGCACAAUAUUCACCACCAUAUAUUUCUGUAAGAACAAAAGAUUUUUUUUGCGGUAAUUUAAGAAAUUUAAAAAUAAACAAUUCACCAGUCGAUUGGUUAGCACCGAAAAAUACUUUAUCAUCAGCUACGCCAGAAUUUCAUUCAGCUGAUCGAACAAGUUUCAAUCAUCUUUAUCAACAACAACAACAACAACAACGACCAAUAAUAUCGAAUUCAGCUAUAUUCGAUAGUACUCGAGCUAACAAUAAUCAUAACAGUAGUAAUGACUCAAAACAUUAUCAAACAGUCACUGCAACAAUGACCACCACCACAAAGAAAUUUUCAGUUUAA